AGUUGUCAUAAAAAGCGUUUUCUGCAAUCAUAUAUUCUCAUUUUCUCCUCCAUUUAAUUAUCUCCACUUUCUUCACUAGCUUUUCUCCAACUCCUCCUCCAAUUGCAGAAAUCACUCUCGAUCACUUCGCCGGUUUCCGGCGACAUGCUACAACGCUCACCUUCGCCUUUGCAGUAUAUGAACGGCUCAACAUAUCUUGAAUUCAGAUUGCGAUUACGGUACCUUUCUGCCCUGAUUCGCAUCCCAGAUCCGUUUUCUUUUGAUUUAUGAAAAACCAUGUGAAGUGAUUGUAACCGAUGAAAAUAUAGGAUUGCUGUUGCUUUCAUGAUCGGCUUUCACUUGUAACCAUCGUUCGUUUUGUUGCUCAUUCAUGAUUUGAUCCAUAUAUCUCCGUAGUUCACAGUUUUGGGGUUAGGGGUUACUAAUUGAGAUGUUCAACAAAAUUAUAAAGCGCGGCCAUCGGAAGCCGUCCAAGGCCGAUGCGAUAGAUUCGGGAUUGUAUGGAUUUGGACCGGCUGGGAAUCGCAAUUCUGGGAUGGUAUCGACGUCGAAUGUGGUUGUAAACCAUGCGUCUCGGACUGCCCCAGCUCUAUCAGUGGUCAAUUCGGCGCCACAGCCCGGUGGGGCUGUGAUUGAUCCAACGGCUCUGCCUUCCGGCAAUAUUGAUCCCCUUCCUCCGUUUCGGGAUGUUGCUGUGUCGGAUCGACAACUUUUGUUUCUUAGGAAACUACAAAUUUGCUGUUUCCAGUUUGAUUUCACGGACACUUUGAAAUCAGUACGGGAAAAGGAAAUUAAGAGGCAGACCCUAUUGGAGCUUAUUGACUUUAUACAAUCCGGUUCUGGGAAAAUUACAGAGAACAAUCAAGAAGAGAUGAUUAAGAUGAUUUCUGUAAAUAUUUUCCGAUGUUUUCCUCCAGCUCCCCAUGAAAAUUCCGGCUCAGAAAUGCUGGAGAUAGAAGAGGAGCCCUAUGCGGAACCAGCGUGGCCUCAUCUUCAUCUUGUGUAUGAGCUACUUUUAAGGUAUGUUGUUUCAUCGGACACCGACACGAAGAUUGCCAAGCGGUAUAUUGAUCAUUCGUUUGUUCUAAAACUGCUUGAUUUGUUUGAUGCUGAUGACCCACGAGAGCGGGAGUAUUUGAAAACCAUAUUACAUCGCAUAUAUGGGAAGUUCAUGGUGCACCGGCCCUUUAUUAGAAAGGCCAUUAAUAAUAUAUUUUAUCGGUUUAUAUAUGAGACAGAACGGCACAGUGGUAUUGGUGAGCUUCUGGAGAUUCUUGGGAGUAUAAUAAAUGGGUUUGCGUUGCCCAUGAAAGAGGAGCAUAAGUUGUUCCUUGUUCGGGCUCUUAUACCAUUGCAUAAGCCUAAGGCACUUGCACUGUAUCAUCAGCAGCUGUCUUACUGCAUCACUCAAUUUGUUGAGAAAGAUUACAAGUUAGCAGAUACGGUUAUUAGGGGUUUGCUAAAAUAUUGGCCUAUCACUAAUUGUACGAAGGAACUUCUUUUCCUUGGGGAAUUAGAAGAAGUGUUGGAGGCAACACAGUCUGCUGAAUUUCAACGCUGCAUGGUUCCUCUUUUCAGACAGAUAGGCCGCUGCCUGAAUAGCUCUCAAUCUCAGAGAAUUUCUUGGAAACAUUUGUCAUGAAAGAAAAUGGUAUCUAUUUGAUGAAGUUGCAUCACAAAUAAGAUGGUGAUUACCAGUCUGUUAGCAAGUUGGGAGAGUUGGGAUUUGGCCAGAAAGGGCAUGGAGGAGACAUAUUUCACGAGUACAGAUGUAAGAUUAACUUUUCAUGUACGUGCUAUCUUGCAUAACAUGCAUAGGUAUGUGCUAAUAAGCAUUAGUUCUUGUCUUUAUGGAUAUUUGUAAAUUAACCAAGGGUUAUGACACAUCCUAUUUGUAUAAUUAUGAUGUAUUUUGGUCUUAUUCUUUUCAAUAGUUUCUUGUUUAUUAAACAACUUGUUAGAUCUAAUUAAGGAAGUUAAGCAAGGGAGAAAAGCUUGAGCUUUCACCUUUUAGGAACUGUUUCUUUGAGAUAGAAUAAACACAUUGUGAAUUUUGUUGAAAUCUUUUGAUGUUAAGAUUUUGUAGUUGUUUUGGGAUUGGAUUCCCAUGUGAUUGUAUCCCUUUCAACAGUUUUUGCUUAGCCAAUCUGCAUUGCAGGUUGCCGAAAGAGCCUUCUUUUUGUGGAAAAAUGACCACAUUGUGAGCUUAAUUGCCCAGAAUCGCAAUGUCAUUCUCCCAAUCAUUUUUGAGCCAUUGGAAAAGAACGUUCGGUCUCAUUGGAACCAGGCAGUCCAUGGUCUCACCAUUAAUAUUCGGAAAAUGUUCUUGGAAAUGGAUUUUGAUUUGUUUGAAGAAUGCCAGAAGCAGCAUGAAGAGAUGGAGGCCAGGGCGAGAGAGUUGGAAGAGCAACGGGAAUUGACAUGGAAGAGACUGGCAGAAGCAGCAGAACAAAGAAAAGGAGAGGAUGGGAUUACAGUCUAACAGAUUUUUUGUGGUGGAAGGCACCACUAAAAAAAAAAGAAUUGAUGAUGGUAGAUGGGACGGAGAAUGCUCCUUUCAGUCCUUUGUCCAUUUUGGUGCUAUUGUGUUAAUUUUUUUUUUCCUCAAUAUAUAUUAUAUAAUUUUUUUUUAACCUUCUCUUAUUUUUUAUUGUUUAUUAAAUAUCAUUCCGAUCCUACCAAUGAAAAUAUCAGGAGAGCAGCGAGCUUUGUAAUUUAGAAUGUAUGAAAAAUUGUGAGUAAUGCGCUGCUGCCGAGGAAGAAUGAUUCUGUA
Messenger RNA from Vitis vinifera (wine grape), 2773 nucleotides. Its product is annotated as serine/threonine protein phosphatase 2A 57 kDa regulatory subunit B'. Gene Ontology annotation, biological process: signal transduction. Gene Ontology annotation, molecular function: protein phosphatase regulator activity. The coding region runs from base 431 to 1642 and encodes 403 amino acids. The record is from RefSeq and is a predicted model, not a curated record. NCBI's taxonomy places the organism in Eukaryota, Viridiplantae, Streptophyta, Magnoliopsida, Vitales, Vitaceae. The transcript has 2 exons. Gene Ontology annotation, cellular component: protein phosphatase type 2A complex.